AUGAACAAGUUCACCAUCUUAUUAGUCGCCAUCGUCGCCAUGCUCUUUGUUUCAAUGGCCUCUGCCACCUACGAAAUGCACUGUGGUAACUGCAUCUCCAAUGCUCACAACAACUAUGUCAGAUGUAUUACCGACGGUAACUCUCACCAAAACAGUCAUCCAGCAUACUCUCUAACUCUAUUCCAUUGCAAAAACAAAAUUAGUAGAACUAGAAGAGGUGGAGAUAUAGAUAAGAUUUAUAUUAAUCAUGUCAAAUACUAUACCAUCGUUGCAACAGCAGAACCACAAGACACACCAAGACACGUUGGAGCAGGGUUUGAAGCAGCUCGACGCUGUGCUCAAGCAGCAGGCUGGUCAGCUCAACGAUGA
Cavenderia fasciculata is the source of this 369-nucleotide messenger RNA. RefSeq lists its product as uncharacterized. The record is from RefSeq and is a predicted model, not a curated record. Bases 1 to 369 code for a protein of 122 amino acids. The transcript has 4 exons. Lineage: Eukaryota; Evosea; Eumycetozoa; Acytosteliales; Cavenderiaceae.